This is a messenger RNA of Schizophyllum commune H4-8, 436 nucleotides long. RefSeq lists its product as uncharacterized. The transcript is spliced from 2 exons. The record is from RefSeq and is a predicted model, not a curated record. NCBI's taxonomy places the organism in Eukaryota, Fungi, Basidiomycota, Agaricomycetes, Agaricales, Schizophyllaceae. Bases 41 to 397 code for a protein of 118 amino acids.
CUUGUGAUUUUCUCGAAUCUCGGUCGAAGCGGCGCUCGGCAUGGAUCUCUCGACGUCGCACGCGGUAUUGACGACGAGGUAUGGUAUCCUAAGUACUGUACUACGCGCGCCUCGUGUUUCAUGGUUAUUUACGACUACUAGAACGAGAUACAACCGAAUUGUCUACUCUAUACCGCUUCUACUGCUCAUAAGCCCCUCCCUCGUCUGGAAUACCCUUCGGCGUGAGGCCAGAGACGGAUUUCGAGUUUUGGUGGGAAAAUCACAGUCCCUCAAAAUGUGCCGAGAGCGCGGUCAGUGGACGUGGGGAGAGUGUUCUCAGCAUCGCUCCCAGCGUGGAGGAUACGAAUCUAGUGAGUACAGAGCUCACACCCUCGCUCGAGGGCCAUGCCGAGACUAAAAGCGGUCCAGUUUGAGUUGAAUCGAACUCAAGGCAAUU